AUGAAGACCACCGUGGAUAUCAAGGCCUCAUUCGCGGAAACCCUGAAAAAAGAGGUAGGAGAAAUGAGCAGCAUCACGGAACUGGUCCCUAGAGCUACACUGGAGAUACAGGACUGUGACUGCUGCACUUCGUCGAUAGAAGUCGAGGAGGCCCUAAAGAGGAACCUGCCAGGCUACGCGGGGAAAAUCGAAAUUAAGAUGACGAACCCCAACGCUAGACAACAACGCCUGGACCUCGUCAAAAUAGAAGAGGAAGCAGCUGCGCAGCAUUUAAUGGCCGGGCGAGUGCUGAUUGGUUUCAUCAGCUGCAGGGUCAGGCGAAGGGCAGAAGUAGGGCGAUGCUUCCGCUGUCUCGACUAUGGUCACUAUAGUGCCUCGUGCAAGGGACCUGAUCGCAGUAAGGUUUGCUAUUAUUGUAGCAGCACGGGGCACAAGAUCAAAGAGUGCAAGGUCAGCGAGCCUACUUGCUUCUUGUGCUCGAAGAGCGAUGUUGAAACUAAGAAGCACCUGGCGGGGUCAAGGGCCUGCAAAGCUUUCCAGGAGGCCCUUGCAACAGCAAAGAAGUAA
Vespa mandarinia (Asian giant hornet) is the source of this 567-nucleotide messenger RNA. RefSeq lists its product as uncharacterized. NCBI's taxonomy places the organism in Eukaryota, Metazoa, Arthropoda, Insecta, Hymenoptera, Vespidae. The record is from RefSeq and is a predicted model, not a curated record.